AUGGGACUCUCUAGGCAAGAAUCCUGGAGUGGGGUGCCAUGUCCUCCUCCAAAGGAUCUUCCCGAUCUAGAGAUUGAACCCACGUCCCUUGCGUCUCCUGCAUUGGCAGUUAUAGGAGGAGCCUGGGAGGGGAGAGUUCAUGCCAAGGGAGAGGAGAAGUCAAGACAAGUUGACCUCAAAGGUACCAUGGAAAAGUAUAAUUGCUUUCUGGAGAAAGGAAUGGCUACCCACUCCAGUAUUCUUGCCUGGAGAAUCCCAUGGACAGAGGAGAGCCUGGUGGGCUACAGUCGAUGGGGUUGCAAAGAGCCAGACACGACUAAGAAAGUCACACAUAAUUGCUUUACAAUAUUGUAUUAG
This is a messenger RNA of Rangifer tarandus platyrhynchus (Svalbard reindeer), 357 nucleotides long. The record is from the annotation of a GenBank genome assembly. NCBI's taxonomy places the organism in Eukaryota, Metazoa, Chordata, Mammalia, Artiodactyla, Cervidae.